Neohortaea acidophila is the source of this 1977-nucleotide messenger RNA. RefSeq lists its product as uncharacterized. The coding region runs from base 466 to 1785 and encodes 439 amino acids. Lineage: Eukaryota; Fungi; Ascomycota; Dothideomycetes; Mycosphaerellales; Teratosphaeriaceae. The transcript is spliced from 2 exons. The record is from RefSeq and is a predicted model, not a curated record.
UGCCAGGGAGGCAAAACGAGCGUUUCAGACUGCACAGGCGGAAUUACAGGCGUAAGCACAAUGCAACCUUACAAUCCCUGCUUCACACAUCUGACUUCGCAUCAUGACACGACAACUCACCUUGUGCAUGAAGAUUGGUCGCGGAAACCCGUAUUGUUCGGAGGGUAAACCACCAGGACAACGAACAAGCCUUGCCCAAACGUUGGCUUGACUACAAAGUGGCUGAAAGCGUGCCCUCCGAUUCGCCGACGCGUCCACCACCGUUGACGCCAAACCCAUCAGGGGAUUUCCGGGGUGGGAAAGAUCAAAAUAGAACCCCUGGGGCUGUCUGAUGCUGCGGAAAGGUUGAGCAUUUGCGGACAUUUGCUUGCCUGCCUCCCUCCUCCUCUCUUCCCAGAAUCCCUCGAGCAUGACACUGCCCUAACCUCGCCGAAUCUUCAACAUUGUCACCUCGCCCGCCCGACAAUGUUGCUCCUCACCACCCUCCUCCUCUCCCUCGUCUCCCUCAUCGCCGCCCAGUCGAGCAACUCGUCCGUCUUCGUGUACAAUGGCGGCGAUGACACCUCCUUCACCUUUGCUCUGCAAGCCGUCAAAAGCACGGGGGACCUCUACUUCCACAUGUCCGGCCCCAGUGGCAACUCCUGGCUUGCGGUCGGCCUGGGCUACAAAAUGGAGGGCGCCCUGAUGCUCAUCACCUACGCCAACUCAAACAAUGACGGAGUCACAAUCAGUCCUCGCUACGCGACGGGGGAGACAGAGCCGGUGUACCAAUCAAAUGUCACAGUGGAUGCCAUGUCCACGGACCCAGUCUCCGGAUAUCUGACUGCGAAUGGUGUCUGCAGGGGCUGCGUAACGUGGUUGAACGGAGGAGGCAUCGACUUGACCAGUGCUGCCCAGCCCUUCAUCUUCGCCAUCGGACCUCCUUUCCCUCCUCUCCAAUCCGACUCAGGCUCCGCGGGCCUGACUGAGCAUGCAUUUGUGGGUCAUUUCACAAUGGACAUGCCAGCUGCCACCGUGCAGUCCAAUGGAAAUGUGCCUCAGGGUCCUUUCACCAGCAGCCAAAGUGCGAGCACCGCAACAAACACGGAGACGACGUACAACCCUGCACCCCAUAUUCACGGCCUAGUCAUGGGCUUUGUCUUCAUCAUCAUCCUUCCCCUUGGCUCUCUAAUUCUCCGAGUCUGGAAUUCCGUACGGUACCAUAUCGUCGCUCAAUGCAUCGGUCUCGUGCUCUUCCUCAUGGCCGUUGCUGGCGGCUGUGUGGCCUCGACUAUGUACAACAGAAGCAAGAACUUCAACUCCGCCCACCAGAUUAUCGGCCUCCUAGUGAUGGUCGCCUUCCUCACCCAGCUGGUGCUUGGAGUCAUGCACCAUCGCAUCUACAAGAGGGAGCAGCGCAAGACCAUGCGCGGAUGGAUCCAUCUCUACCUUGGACCAACGAUCAUCCUCAUCGGUCUCGUCAACGGCAUCCUUGGUUUCAACCUCGCAGGCGAAACAUUCGUCGCAAUCCCUUACUGCAUCCUCAUCGUUAUCGUCGGCGUCAUCUACAGCUGCAUCCGCUUCUUCAGCUGGCGCCGUAAGAGGCGGGCCGCCAAAGACCCCGGAGCGACGAUGGGCCAAAGCAUGCCCUACGGCAACGUACGGCCUCCAGCUUACAGAGAGGAUAGCUAUCGCUCUGCAGGCGAGCCCUUCUCCUCGCAAGACGUGCCGCUUGCGCCGUACGCAAGCACUCACAGCGUGGCGCAGGUGGGUAUGCCUGCUCACGAGCCGCGCUCGAUGUUCUGAGGGCGAGAUGAUGGAAGGAAAUCGUACGCAUCGCAAUCGAGGUUGAAAGUGGCGUUUCAGCGGAUGGAUGGGCAGGCGUCAAAGGGAUGAAUGGUUGUAUUGGGCCGGGCGCUAUCGUCAGGAGCGCACAAAACUACAUAGCAUCGAAUAAAUGUGUGUACAUGACCACCAACACCAUGCUGAAGAAGACUC